Syzygium oleosum is the source of this 579-nucleotide messenger RNA. Its product is annotated as stress-induced protein KIN2-like. NCBI's taxonomy places the organism in Eukaryota, Viridiplantae, Streptophyta, Magnoliopsida, Myrtales, Myrtaceae. The transcript has 3 exons. The record is from RefSeq and is a predicted model, not a curated record. The coding region runs from base 111 to 308 and encodes 65 amino acids.
ACCACAGUCCAUCAAAACCUUGUUCAAUUCUGAGUGAGUGAGAGACCGUGAACAAAGAGUUAAACUUUGCAUCUUGGUGUUGGGAUUCAAGAGGAAGCAACAGAGAGGAAAUGGACAACUCUAAGAUGGGCUUCAAUGCAGGGCAGGCCAAGGGCCAGACUCAGGAGAAGACCAACCAGAUGAUGGACAAGGCGAGCAACACUGCUCAAUCCGCAAGGGAUUCCAUGCAAGAGGCUGGCCAGCAGAUGAAGGCCAAAGCACAGGGUGCUGCUGAUGCAGUGAAAAAUGCCACCGGGAUGAACAAAUGAAGAGCUCCGAUAUGGCUGAAUAAAUAAUUAAGCUCUGAUUAUCUUUUGCUUUUUCUUAUUUUUGAGGUCGUUUUAUUGUCGUUUCUUCUUGUCAAGGUCUUAUUAUGAGGGUCCCUUUUCUCUUUCAGUAGUUCUUUUCGUUUCUUGGUUGAAUGAAGGGGGCAACUCUCUGUGUUUGGGAGUUCUCAUCUCGCUUCAUAAAGUCUCAGGAUGUAGUUGCCUUUUGAGAAUGUUGUGUUCUCUCUCAUAAUGCUAUUCUGAUUUUGCUCUC